Messenger RNA from Quercus robur (English oak), 1737 nucleotides. Its product is annotated as bifunctional riboflavin kinase/FMN phosphatase. Gene Ontology annotation, biological process: FMN biosynthetic process; riboflavin biosynthetic process. Lineage: Eukaryota; Viridiplantae; Streptophyta; Magnoliopsida; Fagales; Fagaceae. Gene Ontology annotation, molecular function: riboflavin kinase activity. The transcript has 11 exons. The coding region runs from base 65 to 1465 and encodes 466 amino acids. The record is from RefSeq and is a predicted model, not a curated record.
UCUGCUAAUCUUCAUCUCGGUCAUUUGGGUCACCGGCUUGCUCUUGUGGGUAUUUUUAUUAUUUAUGUUGACGUGGCAUAUCCUCAGUGGAAUAUACUUAAAGAAUUGCACGAGCAGCUACAACCCGGUAAUUUUCUCAGCCAAUUCCAACGGAAACGGGAAAGCAAAUCUCGCUUUGGUCUCUCCUCAGGAAAAGGAAAAGGGAAAGGGAAAUCUCAAUUCCAAUACAAAACACAAACACUCUUUUCGUGCUUCACCUCAAAAUGGGAGCAUAGCUGUAACUGGAAGAUUUACUGUUAAAAUGUCAAUUGUGAAGCCAUUAAAGAAGUUAGCAUCGUGUGUUAUCCUUGAUUUGGAUGGGACGCUUAUUAAUACAGAUGCCCUUUUAAGUGAUGUUUUAGGCGGUUUCUUGAGUAAGUAUGGAAAGCAAUGGGAUGGGAGAGAAGUUCAUAAGACUUUAGGAAAGACACCACUUGAAGCUGCGGCUGCUAUUGUGGAAGCUUAUGAUCUUCCCUGCACUACAAAUGAAUUUAUUUCAGCAAUCAACCCACUUUACUCUGAGAAGUGGUGCAACAUCAAAGCACAGCCGGGUGCCAAUCGUUUAAUUAAGCAUUUUGGUGGUCAUGGGGUCUCAAUGGCAUUGGCUUCAAACUCUCCAAGGGUAAAUAUAGAAGGAAAAAUUUCUUUUCAUCAAGGAUGGAAGGAAUCCUUCUCUGUCAUCAUUGGUGGUGAUGAAGUGGCAUCUGGGAAACCAUCUCCUGAUAUAUAUCUUGAAGCAGCUAAAAAGCUAAAUGUUGAACCCUCCAGCUGCCUAGUCAUUGAGGAUUCUAUACCAGGUGUUACCGCUGGUAAGGCUGCUGGAAUGGAAGUAGUUGCUGUACCAUCCAUUCCCAAACAAUCCAAUCUUUACACUUCAGCGGAUGAGGUGAUCAACUCUCUGCUUGAUUUGAAACCUGAAAAGUGGGGCUUACCUCCAUUUCAAGAUUGGGUAGAGGGUACUUUGCCAAUAGAAUCUUGGUACAUAGGUGGACCUGUCAUUAAGGGGCUUGGUCGGGGCUCAAAGGUACUUGGGAUUCCUACAGCUAAUCUAUCUACCGAAGGUUAUUCAACUGUCCUUUCAGAGCAUCCCUCGGGGGUAUAUUUUGGUUGGGCUGGAUUAUCAACCAAAGGUGUUUUUAAAAUGGUCAUGAGUAUUGGGUGGAAUCCAUAUUUUAACAACCCAGAAAAGACCAUAGAGCCAUGGUUGCUUCAUGACUUUGCUGAAGAUUUCUAUGGAGAGGAUUUGCGUCUUGUUAUUGUUGGUUAUAUACGACCUGAGGCCAAUUUUUCGAGCAUUGAGAGCCUGAUAGCAAAGAUUCAUGAGGACGGAAGAACUGCAGAGAAAGCUCUUGAUCUUCCAAUAUAUUCAACUUACAGGGAUGAUCCAUAUUUGAAAAGCUGUGUCAAGGAUAGCAGUAAUUUAUAAAUUUCGUGAAAUAUAUUAUGCCAACCCCAUUGGCUAUAAUGGUAAUGGAGCUGUUUCCCCUUCAUUUGAUAAAUAAAAAUGAUAAUGGAGCUGUUUUUUCUUCAUUUGAUAAAGAAAACCGACUGUAACCCUGAUAUUCUUUUAUUUUGAUGAGGUUCUUUGCGAGUCCCAAGAACACAAAUGGGUCUAAUGUACCGUGGGAAAACAUCAUUUCAAUGUAUUGUUACAAUUCAUAUAUGAGUAGCAACAAAGAAAAAUAAUCAUUUAACUGA